This is a messenger RNA of Orbicella faveolata, 763 nucleotides long. RefSeq names its product retinal rod rhodopsin-sensitive cGMP 3',5'-cyclic phosphodiesterase subunit delta-like. The record is from RefSeq and is a predicted model, not a curated record. NCBI's taxonomy places the organism in Eukaryota, Metazoa, Cnidaria, Anthozoa, Scleractinia, Merulinidae. Gene Ontology annotation, cellular component: cytoplasm. Gene Ontology annotation, biological process: sensory perception of light stimulus.
UUACAAGCCGAGCUCCUUGGUGCAGGGAUUAUUUGCUGCAUCCGUUUCUCCCUCUACUAGAGGUUCUUAGCGAUUUUCUUCUUUUAACGUGGCAUUUGGCUCUUGAUUCUGUGCAGAACUCUUCACUGGACCAUUCUUUGGUGGUGGAUAGCGAAUUUUCCCAGCAUGAGCGUGAAAGGCGCGAGGAAAGAUGAAAUCCUGAAGGGAUUCAAACUAAAUUGGAUGAAUCUGCGAGAUGCUGACUCUGGGAAGGUGUUGUGGCAAGGCAGUGAUGACUUGUCGGUUCCUGACCAAGAACAUGAAGCAAGAGUACCAAAAAAGAUCUUAAAAUGCAAGGCUGUAUCUAGGGAACUUAACUUUUCUUCUGAACAAGAAAUGACAAAAUUCAGACUUGAACAAAAAGUUCUGUUCAAAGGGAAGUGCUUAGAAGAAUGGUAUUUUGAUUUUGGAUUUGUUAUCCCUUCAUCAACAAACACAUGGCAAUCACUCAUAGAGGCUGCUCCUGAAUCACAGAUGAUGCCUGCAAAUGUUCUAAAUGGCAACGUGGUUAUUGAAACAAAGUUCUUUGAUGGUGACCUCCUGGUCAGCACCUCUAAAGUGCGCGUUUAUUAUGUCUGACCAAGACGUGGCAGCUUUUUUCUAUGCAGAAACAGUCUUAAUAAUAUCCAGGAUGUACAGUGCUGUCUUGAGCCAUGAAGACCGUCUUAUGUCACCUAGAUUAGUAGCUAGAAUGAUCUCUGUCUGUGUUGUGCUAACAAUAAUU